AGAUAGAGUCAACAAUGAGAGAGAGGGGGCAUCAAUGAUAAGAGAUACAGAGUGUUAGAGAGAGAGAGAGAGGGGCAUCAAUGGUAAGAGAUACAGAGUGUUAGAGAGAGAGAGGGGCAUCAAUGGUAAGGGAUACAGAGUGUUAGAGAGAGAGAGGGGGCAUCAAUGGUAAGAGAUACAGAGUGUUAGAGAGAGAGAGAGGGGGCAUCAAUUGUAAGAGAUACAGAGUGUUAGAGAGAGAGAGAGCAUUAAUAGGAGAUACGGAGAGAGAAAGGGCAUAUCAAUAAGAGAUAGAAUUACGAUUGAGGAUGAGAGAGAGAGUAUAGAGAGGAUGAGAGAGAAAAUUCGUUUCUGUUGAUUCUCGUUAAUGGCUUACAUGCAUUCUGACUAGUGACCUAUUUCCCAGUCCAGAGCGAGAGAUUUCAUUUCGUUGCAGAGAGAAAGAGUUCUACAUGCACUUCUUCUCUCUAAUGGCCGGUUUCCUUGUGUAAUAACUACGUGCUCCGAAGUCGGAGAAAGAAGAAAUGCAAAUUCGCUAAAAAAUGCCGGAGGAAGUCGUUUGUGCACUGCUGAAAAAUCGUGAAUUUUUUUUGCCGGAAGUUUGCCAGAAAACAAAGGUAAGAGUUUUCUUCCCCGGAAUUUAGCUGGGAUUGGUGUUUGAAAAAAAAGAAAAGGGGCACCUGGCAUAUUGGGAUUCCGCUGGAAGUGUCAUCGAUCUCGAUCAAUUUGAAAUCCAUGCUUCAAAUGCCAAGCUUACUGAACGAUUUGAAUCGGCCAAGUAGAGAGAGAAGAAGAGUCUGAAUCGUGCUGUUUAUAUCGAAAAACAGGGCAAAAGAAUGAGGGAUUUAUCCUGAAUAUCUCUCUACAUUUUCUCUGAGUCCAUUCCACUCUCUUUUUUCUUCUUCUUAUUUUUCCUUUGUUGCUGGACAAGAGUUACAGCUUCUCGAGUUCCGAAAAGGUGCCGGAAAACGAAGACCUGGCAGCUCCCAAAAAACCGUGAACUAGUCCAGAGAAGAAGUGAGCGAAUAUUCUGGGAAGUAUUUAGCCCCAAAGCAAGCAUCCGGGACAGCAUUUGGCCAGAAAGGUAGGCUUCUGGUGAUGAUUUGAUCAGAAAGUGCAGUUUUCAGCGAGAAAUUAGCGGAAAAGUGAGCAUCCAGCAAGGAAUUGGCUGGAAAGUGAGAAUUCCAGAGAGAAGUUGGCCGGAAUUGAUUGAGUGGAAUGAGAUGAAGAUUCAGUGUGAUGUUUGCGAGAAGGCGGAGGCAGCGGUGCUGUGCUGCGCGGAUGAGGCCGCUCUGUGCUGGAGCUGCGACGAGACCGUGCACGCCGCCAACAAACUUGCAUCGAAGCACCAGAGAGUGCCAUUGCUCCUCAAUUCAUCGCACCAUGCCAAUCCUAAAUGUGACAUUUGCCAGCAGGAGAAAUCAGGCUUCUUCUUUUGCUUAGAGGACCGAGCUCUGUUAUGUCGACAAUGCGACGUCUCAAUACACACACAUAGCCCUUACGUCUCCUCCCAUCAAAGGUUUCUACUCACUGGUGUCAAAGUUGGGCUUAACCACCACACUUCCCCUACUCCUCAGGAUUCAAAGAAUGAGAAUCUCCCGAAUUCUGCACUUCCCAGAGACCAAGCGGCCGGAGUCCGGCCACAGUGGCCCCUUGAUGAGAUAUUCAGCUUCCCGGAUUUUGAUCAUUUAGAUACGCUCUCAGACUGUGGGUCUUCACAGAUUAGUACUCGGGCGAACAACCACCACCACCAAAACCAUCCUUUCUUGCAUCACCAGCAGAAUUAGUCUCUCUCUCUCCAUAUGCUCCCUUCGUUUGAUUUCUCUACUAUUUUUUUUUGCAGAACAUGGGAGCCUUUACUUGGCUUCUCACUCCAUGCACAUGAAAUAAAUAAAGAAAAUGAAAAUCUGAAAAACCAAAAAUAUUGCAAAAGGAAAAACAAAAUCUUAUAGAGUUUCUUGGUCUUUUGCCCUAUUAACUUUUGUUGCUACAGUGGAAUAAUAUAUAAAUAUUUCUUUCCUGCCA
Molecule: messenger RNA, 2025 nt
Organism: Amborella trichopoda
Lineage: Eukaryota; Viridiplantae; Streptophyta; Magnoliopsida; Amborellales; Amborellaceae
Product: B-box zinc finger protein 22
Biological process (GO): photomorphogenesis; regulation of DNA-templated transcription
Cellular component (GO): nucleus
Molecular function (GO): zinc ion binding
Source: RefSeq, a predicted model, not a curated record